AUGACUGUUGUAGCACUUUUAGGGGUGGUCGCAUUGUUUUAUUACUUGUAUAAGGCCUUCUUUACUUCUUGGAACAAAACAUUUGAUUAUUCCGAUGAAGAUAAAGAAUUUUGGGAUCAUCGGAUUAGUGAAGCAAUCAAUAAUUGCACAGCAAUUUCAAACUCUGCACGAUUAACAAAGUCUUCUUCAACAUCCGAAAAGGUUUUCAAAGAGCUCGGAAGUGCAUGGUCAGAGGAAGAUCGAAUUAAAUUUGUUGAAAAUAAGAAGAAAAUUCAACUAAAGCAGAAAAAACUUGAUCAUUUGUUCUUGCAGAUCAAAGAGAGAGAAAAACGAAAGGAUGGUCUUGUGAUUAUUAAUGCACGGUAUGGUGUUUUUAAUCCUCCUGAUUUUCGGGCUUUGGUCAAUGUGACAGUUCCACUUCAGUGUUUUGUUAAUUCCAAAUCAUCAACUAUUGUAAUCAAGAAGGAGAUGUCAAUGUCGAGUUUACCUGGUUUUGGAGAUCCAUUAGAGGGUUUUAUCAACAACUACGUGCAACACCUGAACAAAGAGUUACAAGUCAUUUACAGAACAAAUGGGUCACUGAAGAUGAAGACAUUUAUUGAGAAUGAGCAAGGAUUUGAGGUCACCCUUCCUUUUGAGGGACAGUGA
This is a messenger RNA of Naegleria fowleri, 648 nucleotides long. RefSeq lists its product as uncharacterized. Gene Ontology annotation, biological process: cristae formation. The transcript has a single exon. NCBI's taxonomy places the organism in Eukaryota, Heterolobosea, Eutetramitea, Acrasida, Naegleriidae. The coding region runs from base 1 to 648 and encodes 215 amino acids. The record is from RefSeq and is a predicted model, not a curated record.